CUCGCUGCAAAACUCAUUCACUCGCUUAUGAAUCCGGCUUACAAGGAGCACAAGCAGGCGCAGCGGCAGACGGUCGAUGCGUGGUUUGACUAUGCCGACUACAAGAUUGGCGAAGGCACUUACGGUGUUGUAUACAAGGCCAGGAAGAAGAUCGUAGAUCCUCAUACAACUCCAAUUCCGUAUGCGCUCAAGAAAAUCAAGGCGACAGUGCAGACGGAAGGACUAUCAACGUCAGCGUGCCGCGAGAUUUCGCUGCUGCGAGAAAUCAAACACGAGAACGUCAUCUGCGCGCCUGAAAUUUUCCUGAAUCCGUUGACGCGCGACGUUUGGCUCCUGUUCGACUAUGCAGAAUACGAUCUUUAUCAAAUUAUCGAGUAUUAUCGCGAUCGCAAAGGCCAGGCAAACGCUGCCGCUCAACAAACGCAAACACCGCCACAGCCCGUGUUCUUGGAAGAGCACAUGAUCAAAUCACUGCUAUGGCAGUCCCUCAAUGGAAUUCAUUACUUGCAUUCGAAUUGGAUAUUGCAUCGAGAUUUGAAACCCGCAAACAUUCUAGUCAUGGGUGCCGGGAAGGAGCAUGGGCGAGUCAAGAUUGGUGAUCUGGGCAUGGCUCGUCUCUUCCAGUCUCCUCUCAGAAACCUGGCUGAUGUGGAUCCUGUUGUCGUCACCAUCUGGUACCGCGCUCCAGAGCUUCUUUUGGGCGCAAAGCACUACACCAAAGCCAUCGAUAUGUGGGCGAUCGGGUGCAUAUUCGGAGAACUCAUUACGGCCAGACCGAUUUUUCUUGGAGAGCAAAUCACCACCAAGCAAACCAAAACCCCAUUCCAAGGCGAUCAACUGGACAAGAUUUUCCAAGUGCUCGGCUUUCCCAAUGAAAAGGACUGGCCCGAGUUGUCCAGCCUUCCUGACCAUCCUAUUCUGAUGCAGAACUUUUUAAACAAGCAGCUUUACGACAAGUGCAGCAUUGAACACUACUUUCGUGGCUACAUGAAGAUGCAACGUGGUCCUCUCUCUCCGGCUGGUCUCGGACUGUUGAGCGAGAUGUUGACCAUGGAUCCGAACAAGCGCAUCACCGCCGAAGCCGCCCUUCGCUCCAAUUACUUUAAGGAGUCGCCCACACCGAGCGCCAACGCGUUCGAGCACCUCAAAUUCUCAUUUCCGCCUCGAAGUCCAAUUCGCGAAGACAAAGACAAGAACAACAGGCCCAAACCAAAGACCGAGGCACGUCCAGCAGCCGCCCCACCGAACCAGCAACAAUUGCACACACAGCGCGUCGCGCAUUCACAGCCGCCAUUACACGCUGGUCUUCCAAACUCCGCCAACCGACCGCAAGUGCGAGGGCCAGGGCAGCCUGGCAGUGGCGUCCAUCCGCAUCCCUCGGCGAUGGGCCAGCAACACCAGUAUCACAGAUAGCUUAAGAAGUGCGACACACAAGAGUUUUCACGCCAUGCUCGCUCGACCGAGUUCUGUCAAAAAUUGUGAUGGAAUUUUUGUUUUUCUUGCAACGCACAACAAAAAACGCUGAGGUCAAAAGCCAAUAAAACGACCCAGACGUUCAAAAGCCAAA
This is a messenger RNA of Capsaspora owczarzaki ATCC 30864, 1567 nucleotides long. RefSeq names its product cyclin-dependent kinase 8. The record is from RefSeq and is a predicted model, not a curated record. Gene Ontology annotation, molecular function: ATP binding; RNA polymerase II CTD heptapeptide repeat kinase activity; cyclin-dependent protein serine/threonine kinase activity. NCBI's taxonomy places the organism in Eukaryota, Filasterea, Ministeriida, Capsasporidae. Gene Ontology annotation, cellular component: nucleus; mediator complex. The coding region runs from base 28 to 1413 and encodes 461 amino acids. The transcript has 11 exons. Gene Ontology annotation, biological process: protein phosphorylation.